AUGCAGGUGGCUCCACAAGAGGCCCUUAGAGCCGACGCCAAAGCCACAUUUGCAGACGAGUCCUCGCGCUCCGACACCCUGCAGCUUCUACACGAAACAGACCCGCCGACCGCAAACACGGAACAUAUUGGCAACAGCGAUGACAAUUCCGAAAAGAAAACCCCGCGUUCAAGCCGUGAUCUUGGCCACUCCAAUGCGCUAUCCAGCGAGUUCGCCGCCCAUCUGUACGCUGCACAGCAGUGCAACGCAUCUUUAAAACGCUGGGAAGACGACCAUAACCGAACCGUCAACGAGCUUCAAUGCCACAUCGACGAGCUGACAGAAGAAAACGAGGACCUCCAACACCAACUAGACGACGCUCACCGUCUGCCAAGCCUGCUGGAGGAAAACUUUAGAUCAGAUCUCCAAAGGUCUAAUAAAAAGCUAGAGGAGAUGAGGCAAAAGGCAGAUAUCAUGCGGAGGGUGCUGAAGAUUCCCGAGGAGAAGGGGGUGACGCGCGGCGAGGCUCUAGACGAGUGCCUUUGGGUUUUUGCGAAGCAGGAGAGGAGGGAAAAAAGAAGGCGUCGUUACCAAAGGAGGAAUGCUCGUGUCUUGCAAAAAGAGAACAUGCGGCUGCGGCUUACGAGCCGUGCGUUGCAGCAGAGCUUAGAGUGGUCAGAACAUUACAGGGAGGCGACGCAAGAAAAAUAUGGUCAGCUGCGGGCCGCAAAUAAUGCCUUGCAAGUCAAGUUCGCUCGGGAGCGCACAGAGAACACUGCACUGCGGGAGCAAUUGCAGAAGUCGAGAGAUCAGACGGGUGAAGUGCGGGAUCUGAGCCGGAAGCUUGCGCAGUUGCUGGGGCAGGUGGAUGGUGAUGGUACUUGA
Aspergillus mulundensis is the source of this 864-nucleotide messenger RNA. RefSeq lists its product as uncharacterized. Bases 1 to 864 code for a protein of 287 amino acids. Lineage: Eukaryota; Fungi; Ascomycota; Eurotiomycetes; Eurotiales; Aspergillaceae. The record is from RefSeq and is a predicted model, not a curated record. The transcript has a single exon.